Molecule: messenger RNA, 2381 nt
Organism: Pectinophora gossypiella (pink bollworm)
Lineage: Eukaryota; Metazoa; Arthropoda; Insecta; Lepidoptera; Gelechiidae
Product: zinc finger protein 436-like
Exons: 14
Coding region: 200-2266 (688 amino acids)
Biological process (GO): regulation of transcription by RNA polymerase II
Cellular component (GO): nucleus
Molecular function (GO): DNA-binding transcription factor activity, RNA polymerase II-specific; zinc ion binding; RNA polymerase II transcription regulatory region sequence-specific DNA binding
Source: RefSeq, a predicted model, not a curated record
UAUCUGUCAGUCGAACGGCAACUGAACUUGAACUGAGAGCUUUGUUCGACGAGUUUUAAUUGUACGAAAAGAAGAUUAGCGAAUAUUUAUUUAGAAUGCGACAAAUCUCGUUUCGUGAUUAUUAAACUAAAUUCCUCACGAUGAGCUACACCUACUUAAUGAGAAAUACGUGAUACAACUACUUCAAGGAAUUACAAAAAUGGAGAUUGAAAACGAACUGAAGGCCGAUGAAUACGAAAUCGAGAUUCCUUUUUCUUUAUUUCAAUAUCUCAGUUCUGAAAAUUGUAACAUUCAAAAUAUAUGCAGGAUAUGUCUUUCGGAGAAUAACCAGUUGCUUUAUCCGUUAUUACCCGCCACAGGCGAUACGCUUCCAGACAUGUUUACUUCCCUUACGGCUCUACAAGUAUAUCAAGAUGAUGGCUUACCAUCUUGCAUUUGUGAGUUGUGCAGGGUUCAAGUUAUCAAUAGUUACGAGUUCAAGCUCCGAUGUGUCAAGUCCGAUUCUACACUCAAGUCACUCCUCAAGGAUGAGAGUGUUGCCAAAAUUGAAACUAACGAAAAUGAUUUUGAAAAAAAUCUCCCAGAAAUUAAUGAUCCUGCAGUAACACAUGAAGAAAUAAAAGCAGAAGGAGAAUUAGAAGAUGAUGUCCAGUAUUUAGAAGAUUUAGAAGAAAACUUAAGUGAAAGUGAUAAUGUAGCUCUAAGCAUACUGCAGAAUGCUGCAAAAACAAAGAAAAAUGACGUAGAAGUUACUGUAACUGACGCAGAAACAUUAUUGAAUGAUGUGAUUGAGAAGAAAAAUAAGUAUCUGAAAUCACAUGUAUGUACUUUUUGUUCUAAGAGGUUCCCCAACUCAAAAUCAGUGAAGGCUCAUAUAAAGAGAAAGCACGGAGAAGCCAGGCACCCCAACUCAUGUAACCAAUGCAAGGAGUCCUUCCAGUCAGACCAUGACCUGAAGCUACAUAUGCCAGUGCAUGAGCUUGGCCCCGUGUGGAAAUGUGUGCAGUGCAGCAAAGAAUUCGGUGGGCGAUCAAUGUUACGGCGCCACAUUCAGCGGCACAUGGAAUGCAAGCGCUACGCUUGUGAGGUGUGCGGCAAACCAUUCGCAGAGUUGUACGCGUUACGACGACAUUCCCGCGUCCAUACUGGAGAGAGAGUGGAGAAACGACACGCUUGCCAUCUCUGUGAUAAGAGGUACAGCGAGAGCAGUCUGCUAGCCGCUCACGUGGCGCGACACGGCGAUGCGCGGCCGUGCGUGUGUGACGUGUGUGGAAAAGCCUUCGUUUCCGCCCGCCUGCUCGCCUCGCACCACCUCGUGCACACCGACAACAAGCGGCACAAGUGCCGGUACUGUGACAAGACUUUCCGGCACGAGUCGACCCGCAACACGCACCACCGCACCCACACGGGCGAAAAGCCGUACGUGUGCGCCACCUGCGGCAAGCGGUUCAUACAGAACUCUAACCUCACGCUGCAUAUGAGGACACAUACAGGUGAGCGCCCGUACUCAUGUUCCACCUGCGGCCGCAGCUUCUCAUCAGGCUCCACCCUCAAGUGCCACGUACGAACACACACCGGCGAGAAGCCUUACGGCUGCAACAUUUGUGGAAAGAGGUUCGCCCGCAUGGACGUGCGCGGGCACAUGCGCCAGCACACGGGCGAGCGGCCGCACGAGUGCAGCGUGUGCACGCGCCGCUUUAUCAGCGCCGCGCGCCUUAGGGAACACUUCCGCGCCCACACUGGCGAAAGACCGUUCGAAUGUGCUACAUGCUCGCAGAAGUUCGCAACCAGAUCUCAAUUAGUAAAACACCUAAAAACACACCAGAACAGUUACAGGAGCAAGAAGAAGCACAAUCGCGCACCAAAACUAGUAGUGUAUUCUGGACCAUACACACAUGACGAAAUGGACCUCAGUAAGAAGGAUAGCGUUGGUGAUAACAUGGACAAUGUCAGCAUAGAAGUGUUGGACGGCGAUACCAAAGAAAUUAUAGUAGAAUCAACACACGAUGAUGCUGAAGUGUCUGAAGAAGUUAUACUGCCGGAUACAGAUAACAGUCAAGAUACCAUACAGAUGGGCACGCUUUGCUUGAAAAACCAAAUGGACAUUGUUCAUUACCCGCCGAGUUUGAACCUGGUUCGAUUAGAGGAGGCGCGGCCGGGGGACGUCAAACUGUACCAAGUGGACCAGAGCCUGGUGCAGAUACACAGCGCCCCCGGACACCUAACUAUUAGCAAGAUCACUAAUAAAAUCACCGCCAAUUUCUAGUCUAUUCACUUUGUAAUAACAUGUAUAAGAAACGAAAAUAAAUUGUUGAUUGAUUAUGAUUUUAUGUAUAAUUAUGUACAAGACAUGAAAAUAAAUUGUUGAUUGAUGAUGGUGA